CUUACAUAUACCUCCUCUCUUCUGCUCUGUUCGAUAUUUCCACGUUCUUCUGUUCACUAAUGGCGGUUUCCGGGUUCGAGGGUUUCGAGAAAAGGCUCGAGCUCCGAUUCUUCGGAGACGAUCCGGUGUCCAACGCCAUGGGACUCCGACUCAUCGACUUCGAAUCGCUCGACGAAGUGCUACACGCCGUCCAGUGUACGGUCGUCUCCGCCGUCGCAAACCGGAGCUUCGACGCCUAUGUUCUGUCCGAAUCAAGCCUCUUCGUUUACCCGACCAAGAUCAUCAUCAAGACAUGUGGCACAACUCAACUCCUCAAAUCGAUCCGACCCAUGAUCCGUCUUGCACGAACCCUCGGCCUUGCCUUACACUCGUGCCGAUACUCGCGCGGCAGCUUCAUCUUCCCCGAGUCUCAGCCUUUCCCUUACACCAGCUUCAAAGACGAAGUCGUUUACGUAGAGGAGAAUCUCCCCAAAUCGCUCCGUUACCGUAAAGCAUCGGUUAUGCCCUCUACCGACCCCUCACGUGCUUGGCACGUGUUCACUGCGAGCGUUGACUUGGUCCCGACCUGCGAGCCGAUCGUCUUCGAGGUCUGCAUGACGGAGCUCGACCGCGUCCUUGCACGCAGCUUCUUCAGACGGAAAGGCGAAAAUGCCAAGAACAGCGACGCCGCUGGGAAGGAGAUGACGCGGCUCAGCGGCAUAAAUGCGAUUAACCCAAACGCGUUUAUCUGCGAUUUUGCGUUUGACCCUUGCGGUUACUCCAUGAACGGCGUCGAUGGCGACCGUUACUCCACCAUCCACGUCACGCCCGAGGACGGCUUCAGCUACGCGAGCUUCGAGUGCGUGGGGUCAGUGUACGACUGCGGAGAAGAUGACGUAGCGGAAGUCCUGAAGCGUGCGGUGGAGGUUUUCCGACCGGGUAAUGUCUCAAUCUCGACAACCUACGGCGGAGAUGGGUACAGUCACGAGGUGACGAAGCGCGUGGAGCGCGUGUUGAGUAAGAAACUUGGGCUCAAGUGUCGCAGUCGCCUGAUGGACGAGUUCCCAGGAUCGGGGACGGUCGUGUAUCAGACAUUCACGCCUCGCCGGAAAUAGAGUGCGUCACCGGAAAAAAUGGCGAUGAGGGAGAGAACGAAACAGGGGGGAAAAAACAGAGGAGAACGGUUAGGGAAAAAUUAGGGUGGGGGAACAGAUGAGGUGAUGACGUGGAGGAAAAUGAUUGGUUGACUAAAGGUUGACUUGGGUGAGAAGAUAAAAGUGGGAACAUAUGAUAAUGCGCCCCACUUGGGCAUGUCACGCCUAAGCAUUUUUGAGGUUCAGUGUGUAGAAUUUUUAGUGGGAUGGUAAAAAAAAAAACAAGUUGGCUCUUUGUUUUUCCUCUUUUUUUUUUUCUUCUUUUUUUCGUUUUUUUGUUUCGAUUUCCCGACGUUUAUAUUAUUUUUUUUCUCCUUUUCUAUAUUUAACUUUUAUUAAUAUCGAUUAUCUUUUAUC
Messenger RNA from Tarenaya hassleriana, 1490 nucleotides. RefSeq names its product S-adenosylmethionine decarboxylase proenzyme 4. The coding region runs from base 60 to 1094 and encodes 344 amino acids. NCBI's taxonomy places the organism in Eukaryota, Viridiplantae, Streptophyta, Magnoliopsida, Brassicales, Cleomaceae. The transcript has a single exon. Gene Ontology annotation, molecular function: adenosylmethionine decarboxylase activity. Gene Ontology annotation, biological process: spermidine biosynthetic process; spermine biosynthetic process. The record is from RefSeq and is a predicted model, not a curated record. Gene Ontology annotation, cellular component: cytosol.